AAUGAAAGCAGUGGAUGGAAACACAUGAACUGUAGCUUCAGGCUGAAGUAAUAUCAGGUGCAUCUCUACACCCUCAGGGCUCAACUCCUACACUUUUAAGUCCCUCCCAUUGAAACAGCCUCCUUCAGUUUCACUUAACAAUCAAGCAGCAAACAGGUACUUCUCUCUCAACACUGACAGCAACAGUUUAACAACCCUGAACAUCUUGGAUCUCAGCUGCCGAAUUCACAGUUUCCUGGUGCAAGCGCUGUUUUCUCCUGACUCUUUCCAGAAGGAUAACUGGUUUCAAAUCAAGUCUAUCAAGAACCUGUUAUCUGAGUUAGAAGGAAGCCUGAAAAACAUAAAUCAAACACCUGAUAGCAAAUUACCAAAAGGGGAACUCUACAUCUCAUAACAAGAACAGCAAUGAGCCUUCUAAAGGAGCGUAAACCAAAAAAGCCUCAUUAUAUCCCAAGGCCUCCAGGAAAACCAUUUAAAUACAAGUGUUUUCAAUGUCCCUUCACUUGCAAUGAGAAAUCACACCUUUUCAAUCAUAUGAAGUAUGGGCUUUGCAAAAAUUCAAUAACUUUAGUGUCUGAACAGGACCGUGUUAUCAAGUGUUCAAAAUCCAAUUCUUUGGAGCCUAAGCAGAUCAAUCAGGUAGAACCUACAGCCAAGCCAACUUCCUCUAAAGCCCUGUCAGAUCUUGAUUCUAAACCUCAAUAUGCUUUUGUCAAAGAUGACACCAAGGAAAACAUGGAAGUUCAAAACCAAGCAACAAGUAAGUUGGUACAUGUGCAAAAACCAUCAAUUCAGAAGGAGCUAACUUCUGCUGGUAAUGAAGAAGAAAGUACAGCCAACAUGCAAACUGGCCUUGAAAGCAUCGUAAGACCCUCUGCAUUUGUCCCUGUAAGAGAGCAUCGGAACAGUAAAGACAGUAAUGAUAUAUCGCAGUUGACAUCUCUUUCCGAUUCGAACAAAGGCUCACUCUUCCACACAAAGUCAGCAUUUCAUGCUCCAAACAAUCCAUGGAAAACAGGGUCCACACUUAUUGCACCAGAUUUUUCUCAAAAAAUUCCUCCAGCAAAAGGUUUUACUUCAAUUCCAUCUUACAUGCAGCCUAUGAUUCCAGAAUAUUCUCCUCUGUAUGAGCAUGGAUUAGCAAUCUAUGCACCUUGCUUUCUUCCAGGUAACUCUCAUGAGUGUGAAAGUUCAGUGCUCAACGUCUACAGCUCUCAAGAUCAAAGACAUUUUCUUCCUCAUCCUAGCCCUCUUCCCAAACCAAUAAACCCAGCAACUUAUGAACAUUAUCGCUUAUUCCAGCCGUAUCAUUCUAAUCCCCCAGUGCCAUAUGGAUUUUGUAGGCCAACAGAACCAGCAUUUUACAGGCUUCCACAUAUUGCUAGUAUUAAUAGAGACCCAAGUUCUCAUUUAAUAGAGGAAUCAACUUUGCUAUACCCACAUUCUUCAAGUCCUGCCAGGUCACAUUCACUGAAUUCUCACAAAAAAGCAGCUGAUUAUGAAAAAGAAAUUUCUUUGUUGCACAACAAAAACAAUUCCAAAGAGGACCAAAAUGAAAGAGAAAAUGCCAAAAUGAGUCCACGUGCUGGAAGUGCAGCAACAGGGUCCCCAGGCAGACCCAGCCCAACAAACUUCACUCAGACAAGCCAUGCUUCUGAAGGCCUUUUUGAUCUUUCUAGCAAGUCAUCUUCCAUUAGUAUUAGCAAGUAUGAUCAAUCUGAAGAGAACUUUACAGCAUUCAGACCUGUAAGGAAAAGUACAGACCAAUCUACUCUGUCUCUGCCAAAGGAAGACAGAGGCCAUUCACCCAGAAGCAGUGGUAUCACUAGUGAAAAUGAAAAUAUACAGCAUGCCAGUGAUGGUAAUGAGGAGCCCCUGGACAAUUCCGAUGACGACACAGGCAUAGCACCACUUAAUCUUUCCAAGAAGCCAGCUGCAAACAUUAUUCAUGAAAGUAUGUGUACACACAUUAUCCAGAUGGAAAACCAGAACUUCAUGGAGCUGCAGGAAAUGCCUCUGAAUCUCUCAGUAAAGGACAACUGUAACAUAAAAACAUUAUCCCAGAACACAUCAUAUGAAGCUGAAGACCCUGGACCUUUAAAACCUGAAAAUGCAAAUUUGGGAGCAGAGGUUUGCAACUCUGAUGAUUCCAUGGGCAGGGGCUGCUGUGAUAAGCCUCUUCCUGUGAUGCAGAGGAAAGAAGCUCAGAAACUCAGGACAAUUGACAACUGUGAUGAACAGAAACAAACUGCAGCUGUUGCGCUUUGUCAGUUAGCUGCCUAUAGCCCUAGUAAAGUCCAAAUGGAGAAUGCAGAGAAAAGUAAUCAAAACAACAAUUCUCAGUAUAUGGAACCUGCUCCCGAACCUUCAGAUACUCAGGACAAUAACUGCAGUCAAAAAGCAAGGGGGCAAAAAAGGACCAAUCAAAGAGAAGUGGCAAAACUGCAGCAAGGAGCAAAAAGAGUAAGAACGAAUGACUGCAGUAGAGUGUUUACUCUGAGAAAGAGAACCAGAGUAUCAUAAUAGUUCACUUUCUAAUGCUCUACCAAGUACUUAAGAGAACAGUUGCCAACAACGCUAUCCAUCAGAAAGCCAAAACUUUACAAUUUCUAUUUUUCAGUUGAGCUGACUGUUUGAUCCCUCCAAGUAACAUGUAAAUAUAAACUGUCUUUAAUUUGUAUUUAUGUUUUAAAGCAACCCCAAUAUCCCCUGAACCUGAUUUCUCCAUAACCUGGUUUUCUAAGUGAACAUUUAAAUGUAAACUGAAGUUGGAUUGUAAGUGCACUAUAGUGGGAUGACUUUUACAUCCACUUUUAUUUCAAAAGGUGUAGUCUUCAAAAGCAGGAAAAUAUCACCCAUGACAUAUCAAUACCAUACCAUGUCUGUGACUUCAUUCUCAAGUCGUUUAAAGGUUUUUGUUGUUGUUGUUCAAUUAGGGAU
Molecule: messenger RNA, 2940 nt
Organism: Hemicordylus capensis (graceful crag lizard)
Lineage: Eukaryota; Metazoa; Chordata; Lepidosauria; Squamata; Cordylidae
Gene: ZNF750
Product: zinc finger protein 750
Exons: 3
Coding region: 406-2523 (705 amino acids)
Biological process (GO): epidermis development; positive regulation of transcription by RNA polymerase II
Cellular component (GO): nucleus
Molecular function (GO): DNA-binding transcription activator activity, RNA polymerase II-specific; RNA polymerase II cis-regulatory region sequence-specific DNA binding; promoter-specific chromatin binding
Source: RefSeq, a predicted model, not a curated record